This is a messenger RNA of Dacryopinax primogenitus, 730 nucleotides long. Its product is annotated as ubiquitin-conjugating enzyme. NCBI's taxonomy places the organism in Eukaryota, Fungi, Basidiomycota, Dacrymycetes, Dacrymycetales, Dacrymycetaceae. Bases 87 to 536 code for a protein of 149 amino acids. Gene Ontology annotation, molecular function: ubiquitin conjugating enzyme activity. Gene Ontology annotation, biological process: protein K63-linked ubiquitination; DNA damage tolerance. The transcript is spliced from 7 exons. Gene Ontology annotation, cellular component: nucleus. The record is from RefSeq and is a predicted model, not a curated record.
CGACUUCCUCGAGGUCGAUAGUGUGUGUACCCUAGACAGUGCCCUUUCCCUCUCCUUUUCUUCUGUUAUAUAGCGGCUCACGACACAUGUCCCUUCCCAAGCGAAUCCUCAAAGAGACUGAACGACUCAGGAACGACCCUGCCCCUGGCAUCACUGCAGUUCCGCAUGAAGACAAUGUCAGAUACUUUGACGUGACUGUCGAAGGGCCGGAUGGAAGCCCAUUUGCUGGUGGCAACUUCCACCUCGAGCUGUUCCUGCCAGAAGAGUACCCUAUGGCGCCACCAAAAGUCCGCUUCCUCACUAAGAUCUACCAUCCCAACAUUGACAAACUUGGCCGGAUUUGCCUCGAUAUCCUUAAAGACAAAUGGUCACCAGCACUCCAGAUUCGAACAGUCCUUCUCUCUGUACAAGCCCUGUUAUCUUCCCCGAAUCCGGAUGAUCCGCUGGCGACUGAUGUCGCCAAACAUUACAAGGAGGACUUGCCCGGCGCACAGGCCAUUUCGAAGGAGUGGACGGAGAAGUUCGCUGCCAAGUAAUGCUAAUGUGUGGGAGGACUGGCGUCUGUCAGCGCUGUAUGUGAAGGAAGGGUGCCCGUGGUCGUCAUGCACAGCUUUGAUUCCUUCCCACUCGGUCCGAUAUCCAAGUGUAUCAUUCUCAGCAUAUCCUGUCGUUCCUGCUGUACCGUACUCUAGAGCAUGCGUGGACGAGAUGAAAGAGACCAACUUGAGAA